Molecule: messenger RNA, 1373 nt
Organism: Dunckerocampus dactyliophorus (ringed pipefish)
Lineage: Eukaryota; Metazoa; Chordata; Actinopteri; Syngnathiformes; Syngnathidae
Gene: mrm1
Product: mitochondrial rRNA methyltransferase 1 homolog (S. cerevisiae)
Exons: 1
Coding region: 259-1326 (355 amino acids)
Biological process (GO): rRNA methylation
Cellular component (GO): mitochondrion
Molecular function (GO): RNA methyltransferase activity; RNA binding
Source: RefSeq, a predicted model, not a curated record
GGCCGCGUAUGGCCUUUAUUGUGAAGUGUAUUGCGCCAGACACACUGUCCUACUCUCGAUAGCGCGGCUAGCCUGGUUAGUGUUGGCCAAAAUGUACUCUUAGUUAUUACAGGACAAUGAAGGUCCACAAGUUGAAAGUUGGAGAGGUAUGUCACUAAGUACUUGACAUUAAAUGUCAAAUUAAAAAUGUUUACGGCGUGGUGCAACUUCACGUCACACGUUAUCUGUAAGCAGUUACUUUGGGCAGACUGAAUAAGGAUGAGUUUAAUCAGGGAUUCUUAUCGGCACAGGUUGCUUUUUAUGAGGAUUUGGGGACUGUGUAAGAUUCAGUCAGUGGACUCCCAGUGCGUUUUCUACCAUGAUAAGAGUAGCAACAGCUGGGGAGCGAGCAGAAUGCAAAAUAGCUCCAGCCUGCAUCACAAGUCUCAAGGAGGAGUGCAGCACAAUGAGAGACACCGGUACAGACUAUCAUCUGAACUUCAGAAGCUGUCUCUGGAGGACUCUUCGUCUGAGAGGGGGAAACCUGCGAGACACACCUCAUCACCGGACUCGGCAGACGACCUUGACAUUGUCUUCGGCAUAGCUCCUUGCCUCCUGGCUCUCACUCAGGGUCGCAGGAAGGCCUUCAAACUCUUUGUGAAAGAUGGCCAGGCCUCUCAGAGGGCCUCCUUGGUGAAGGUGUGCGAGGAGGCUCAUCAGCGAGGAGUUCCGGUCAAGCGAGUCAGUAAGAGGGACCUGAACAAGAUGUCUUCUGGUGGAGUUCACCAGGGAGUUUGUCUGCGAGCCACUCCACUGAGCUACCUGACCGAAGACUCGACCCCCAGCACAAAGUCCAAACCGCUCUGGCUCGUCCUGGACGGGAUUCAAGACCCCAUGAAUCUCGGAGCGAUCUUGCGCUCGGCGUACUUCCUCGGCGUGGACCGAGUGGCCAGCAGUCUUCGCCGCAGCUGCCCUUUGACCCCUGUGGUCAGCAAGGCCAGCGCAGGCGUCAUGGAGGUGAUGGGGGUGCACGGCUAUGAAGACCUGGAGGACAUGGUCGUGGACAAGGUGGCACAGGGCUGGCAGGUGGUGGGCACGGUGGCGGCUGAGGCGCGGGCAGCACACGUUCCCAUCACGCCGUGUUCGCACUUCCUGAUGAACAAACCCACGCUGCUGUUGAUUGGAGGAGAAGGGGAAGGACUGUCCCAGAAGAUGCUCUCUCUGUGCCAGAUGCUGGUGAGCAUUCCAGCGGGAAGAGAGCUACUGCCUGGCGUGGAGUCGCUCAACGUGUCCGUGGCCACUGGCAUCCUGCUACACUCACUGCUGACCACCACGAGAACGCUGUGACACUCAAGUUCCACACGUUUAUAAAGACACAUUUGAAAAACAAAUAA